Molecule: messenger RNA, 4251 nt
Organism: Phasianus colchicus (ring-necked pheasant)
Lineage: Eukaryota; Metazoa; Chordata; Aves; Galliformes; Phasianidae
Gene: ZNF821
Product: zinc finger protein 821
Biological process (GO): regulation of transcription by RNA polymerase II
Cellular component (GO): nucleus
Molecular function (GO): DNA-binding transcription factor activity, RNA polymerase II-specific
Source: RefSeq, a predicted model, not a curated record
AGCCCUCUGCUGAGGGAACGAACGCACUGUGCUCCCAGGUCAGGGAAACAUGUCCCGUCGGAAACAGACCACUCCUAACAAAGUUCACUCCUGCUGUGUAUCUGGAGGGCCCAGAAUUGCCAUGCAGUGCACUGGUGAAUGACGAGGAAAAUCGGAGAGAGCAUCAUCUCCAAGAUCUGGGUGAGCCAGCAGAAUGAGGAAUCAGGCUGAGACAUAGCAGGCACGUUACUGAAACUUCUUGAGACUGAAAUUGUUGGGAGGAGAGGAAUAAAAGGGACAGCAGUAACCGCUACAGCAGUGUGGACAACCCAGAAUAGCGAUGGGGCAGGUGGAUUAGAUCCACAGUGGUGGACAGACUUGCAAAUUUCAGGUCCAGGAAAGGAACACAGAGAAGACCUACAUGAAAAGGAAGUUAAAUUGAUGUACAAGGAGGGAGUAAAGUGGCUCAUCUCUGAGAGGCUUUUCUGUUUAGGAAGGAAGACAGGGGAAUGAUGCAGUUUAUUCUGAUUUUUGUUUUGUGGAUUUUGGAGUGAGGUUGUUUGUUUAUGUGUUUAUUUUCCAGAACACCUGAGAGUUAUCCUGCAUUCACACAGUUCAAGAAGGGAAGGGCUAAGGAAAAUAAUCAUUUCUGGCUGCCAAGCUGAUACACCAUCAGAUCGUAGCAGUCAUAACUGCCCCUGUUGCACAGUACCACAGGGCUGGCCCCUACCUCCACAGCUGCUCUCCUGGCAUCCCACUCAUUUGCAAGAUUAUGGAGAGGAGAACUGGAAAGCAAAACAGAGGCAGUUGUUUGACUCUCACUGUUCUACAUCGCUAGCUGCUUGUGAAACAAAUGCAGCAACUUGUUUUGGUGUUGUGGUCAGCCUACAGCCCUUUCUGUAUUUAAUAAAGAAACUUCUGGAGAAGAGUCUGUGAAUUCAAUAUUGAGCAUAAUGUCCUUUACUGAUAGUGGUGAUCCUAAAGCUGUUGCCUGUCUUACUCCCUUUCUACAGAAAUGCAAAUGUAUUCAAAAUGGGAUGGAGGUGGGAGUGUAUUUGUACGUGAGUGUGUGUGUGUAGACAAUAAAAACAUAACCCUGUACCUAUCAAACAUUAAAGUUCCAAAGCUUCCCUGAUGUAGGACUUAGUCUGGCAGUAGAUGAACUGAGCACUCUUUCCCAAGUUCUUCCAGAAACGCUAUUAGUAGAAUAAGAAAUUUGGUAUAAGCAAAGUGUAGAGUUUUUAAAAGUUUAUUUUUUCCACUUCCAUGAUGCCUUUUAGAUACAAGCUUAAUGGUUUGCAUUUCUGGCUGUAAGCUAAUGGAUGAUUCUCCACACUGCACCGUAUCAGUGCUCAUGUGGUUGUGUGUAUGUUAUACCGAAAGGCCUCUGGCAGACGUGAUUGCUCUGCUGGUUGUUGUGAUUGGUGUUAGAAGUAGAAUCACACAAUCUCCGAAUGGUUUGGGUUGAAAAGGAUCUAAGUGAUGAUGAAGUUCCAACCCCUGCUGCAGGCUGGGCUGCCAGCUGUUAGACAAGCUCUAGGUCAGUUGCCCAGGGCCCCAUCCAGUCUGGCCUUGAGGACCUCCAGGGGAUGGGGCAUGCACAGCCCCUCCGGACAUCUUCGGAAACUUCUGAAGGGCUUUGCAAUCUUCCAUAAAUUAAAGCAAUGUUGGAAAUUUUGAGCUAAGCACCAGAAAGGCAGUAUGUAUAUAAAUAUGGGGCAAAGCUGGCUAAAGCAGUUCAGCAUGUGAGAUGCACCUGUCCCUGUAGCAGGACUGGUGCUGUCUCUCUGGGUUAUGAGUGCAGUUCCCUGUACUGAUGCCAGUUGUGGCCCUAUACUAGACGGUGCAAUACUUUUUUGAAAGCUGCACUCUGACCUUCUUUGCACUGCAUCUUAAAUAGUAUUUCUGCAUUUGCAUUUUGAGUAGUUCCUGUGAACUUAGAAAUGUUGAUCCAAAAGCUAUAGCUGUUUGGGAAUUACCACCUUGCCCCAAGUGCUUGUAGCUCAUCCACUGCUAAAAGCAAAUCUUCACUACCUGUAGAACAAAGUCAUUUGUUUGUUUGUUUUAAUGUGAAAAUUAGUGGUUGACUUCUGUAGUUACUCCCUGGAAUUGGAAACCUUGCAGAGACUGCUGUAGGGAAGUUUUCUUUCAGAGGAACUCAGAUAAUUGCCUUCUUUCAAUAUGUUUUUUGUUGCCUGUUCUCAUGUUGAGUCGAGAUACAAAUAGUUAAAAAGAGAAAACCAGACUGUAUUCAGAAUUUAGUUUAACCUAAUGUGGGAAUCAUGCAAGCACUAAUGUCUGUGCCUUUCCAGAUCCUAAUAUGACUGGUUGACCCUGAUAUAAUUAGUAUGAAUAUCCUGUUGCAGUACUGUCGUGCUGCUUGUAAUAGCUUCUAAAUGAUUUAGAAGAGCCAGCCAUGUAGCACCACGUCUGAUUUGGGAUACAGUCAUCACCCCUGCAUGGCUUUUCCCCACCUACAGCUGUGCUAUCACUGUUGACAGAUUGGCUGUCUGGUAAAAGUGGAAGCCAUGUGAGCACAUGUGACAGAUGUGAAGCCUUGGAGGUUUUUUAAUGCGACCAGAGUGGUGUAUAAAGUGUUUGCAGAGAGCAGCCUGACACCACACACAUCCGCUAGCGAGAUAUGGGGACUAGACUUGUGUUAGCAGGUACAGGAGGCUGGAGUUACAGGGCAGGGAAGCACAGAGGUUGUUUAAAUGCUUUCAGAGAGGUGACUUCAGAGGGUCUACAUGUUGCAGGUGAGCAACCCCACACCUGUUGCAUUUCUGGCAAGCUUUUGUGAAAUAAUGGAACAGCACCAAUCUGACUUUUUGUCCUUGUGGCUGCCAGGGGAGCAAGUCUUUGCAGGGCUGGAGGAGCAAGCCCGCCAAGCCAUGAUGAAAAACAGCUUUCCUGGAGCUCUUGGGGACCAAAGGCCAGCUAUUCAUCCGUUGCAAGACCGUGAUUUCAGCAGCAGUGGCAGUGAUGAUGAGGAAACCACCCAUGAUGAAGUUUCUUCCCAUACUUCAGAGGAGGAUGGCUCAAUGCUAAAGGUGAAGAAAGAACUGGAGCAUGCAGAACAACCUGCAGCUGGAACCCCGCUGAUGAGAGAAAAUGAGGUUCCUGAGAGCUUGAAUGCUGACUCCAUGCUGGGACUGUCAAAGUGUCCCCUCUGCCAGCUGGAGUAUGAAAGCAGAGAGCAGCUCAUUGCUCAUGUAUACCAGCACACCGCAGCCGUGGUGAGCGCCAAGAGCUAUAUGUGUCCUGUAUGUGGAAGAGCCCUCAGCUCACCAGGUUCCCUUGGGCGACACCUCCUGAUCCACUCAGAGGACCAGCUGUCAAACUGUGCAGUGUGUGGAGCACGCUUCACCAGCCACGCCACAUUCAACAGUGAGAAGCUGACGGAGGUGCUCAGUGCAGAUCGCCUGCCUGUGCCACAGAGCGAGGGCCCCUCCAGUGUCAGAGGGAAGGACAUUACCUUUCACAGCCCUGUGUAUCCUGCAGGCAUCCUCCUAGUGUGCAACAACUGUGCUGCUUAUCGUAAGCUGCUGGAGGCACAGACACCUGGCAUGCGAAAGUGGGCGCUUCGUCGGCAGAACGAGCCCUUGGAAGUGCGUCUGCAGCGUUUGGAGCGGGAGCGCACCGCCAAGAAGAGCCGGCGGGACAAUGAGACUCCCGAGGAGCGGGAAGUGAGACGUAUGCGGGAUCGAGAGGCAAAGCGCCUGCAGCGCAUGCAGGAGACAGAUGAACAGCGGGCGCGGCGGCUGCAGCGAGACCGAGAAGCCAUGCGGCUGAAACGUGCCAAUGAAACUCCAGAGAAGCGACAGGCCCGGCUGAUCCGGGAGCGUGAGGCCAAGAGGUUGAAGCGGCGACUGGAGAAAAUGGACAUGAUGCUGCGGGCACAGUUUGGCCAGGACCCCUCUGCAAUGGCAGCUUUGGCAGCUGAAAUGAACUUUUUCCAGCUGCCAGUGGGCAACGUGGAGCUGGAGAGCCAACUGCUGGGCAAAAUGACUUUUGAGGAGCAGAGCAACAGUACUCUGCAUUGAGCUGCAGCCAGAGACUGCCAUCUCUGCUGUGUCUGUCACAGGCAAACCAACAGGCUUCCGUGUUCAGGGGGCUGCUAUGGCUCCCCGGAUGUCACUCCUGCAUAGGUAGUUCUGGCUUCCUCCUGAAACAGGAGGAGAAUGGAGCUGAUUGAUAUCUGUCUGGGGCUACAGUCUGAGGGUCAACCACCACAUUCGAACAGUGGGAAAAUAAAUUAAUGUUUCAUGUUUA